Molecule: messenger RNA, 2531 nt
Organism: Trichobilharzia szidati
Lineage: Eukaryota; Metazoa; Platyhelminthes; Trematoda; Strigeidida; Schistosomatidae
Source: the annotation of a GenBank genome assembly
CGUCUAAUAGGCGCUGGAACUGAUUCGGAAUGGAAAACCAUGAAAACUUUUUUGAACUAGAAGAACGAAUCAAAGUUUAUGAAGCCGAGAUUAAAAGAAAGGAUGAGUUAAUUCAAAAGUUAUCCAGCAUGGAUAUUGGUCAGGUUGAACAUGUGAAUGAGUGCAAUAACCAUAAGAAAGUGGAUGAAUCUAAUGAACAGCAACAAACACUCAUAAGGCGUGAAGAACUUGCAGUUUUAAGAAGUAAAGUUGAACAGUUAUGUGAAAAAACAUUAAGUCAAGAUGCUGAGAUAAAGGCAAAAUCAACCCUUCUCACAAAAGCUGAAUCAGAUAUAUUCAAGUUAACACAAAAACAAAAUGAAUUAUUAGCUGAGAAUGAAAAACUUCACAAACAACUUGCAGAUAGUAAAACAGACAUUAAUAAAAGUUCAACUGAAUUUGAAAUGUGCAAUAAACAGUUGAAUGAAUUAAAACAACUAUUGAAAAAUGAACAAGAUAAAACAGAUGAAUUGAAAAAACGUUUAACUAAACAAUUAGAAGAAAAAGAAAAUGCAGAUUAUAAACUGGUAGAAACUGAAAAACGCUUAGAAAACUUCAUAACAAAAAUGAUUCAUAUAUUUGAUACAUUUUUCCAAAAUAAAGAACACUUGAACAUUACUGAGUGGAAUGAUGAAAGAAAAUUGGAAGAUUUAAUAACAAAAGCUAAAGAUGUUGUCAAUGAAAAUUUAAAAAACAAGGGAUACAUACAAGAUUUAAUGGACAGAUUACAAAAACGUGAAGCUGAAAAUGCUGAACAACAGCGUAAUGCAAAUCGCUUGGGUGAACUAUUGACUAAAAAUGUCUAUUGUGAAAAAGAAAACAAAGGUUUAACUCAGGAAUUGGAAUACAUUCGACAAAAUGAAAAGAUGUUAGAAGAUCGUUGUCGUGUAUUGUCCAGAGAAUUAAUUGAUGCACAGAUUCAUAUUCGAGAAUUAGAGAAACAGUUGGCAGAGUCAACCGAGAAAGCUGAAAGGCACAGUUGGAUAAAUCAAAACAGAUUUGACGAAGAGAAUGCAUUGUUCCGAAAUUCAUUAGCAUCGAUGCUUUCACACAAUAACUAUCAGUGUAGUCCAACUGAAAUAUCAAUAAAAGAAACUAUUAGAAAGCUAAUGAGUGACUUUCAAGAACAGAAAGAUUUAUGUUCCAGACUUGAAGUUCGGUUAUCUGAUACGCAAGUUCGCUUGGAUAAUUCUCAGACUAGGAAAUAUGAUGUUGAUCGUGCAUUGGAGAGAACAGAACGCGAAUGCCUGGAGUUACGCGAACAGAUUCGCCGUUUAGAAACUGAUCUUACAAAUUCUGACCUAAUUAAACAAGAACAACGCUCAGAGAAACUAAAGAUUUUCUCCUAUCUCUGUCAACUAGCAGCCAAAGUAAGAAUAGAUGAAAAAGUUGCAUCAGCAAUGAGAUUCGAUGAAUUACAAGAAGUGCUUGCAACCAGAAUUGGACAAAUUGUUAGUGGUGAAUAUGCCAUGUUGAGUGAUGUUCAAGCAAAUGCUGAUCGUGUUAAUGGAUUAAAUCGAAAAGUUAAAAGACUACAAGAUAAAUUAGCUAGUAGAGAGAUACAAUUAGGUUUAUGGAAAGAGAAAGCUGGCAAAUUAGAAGAUCAAUUAUCAGGUAUGAAUGAGACUGAAAUGAAAGCUCAUGCAAAUAAAAUUGCUGCUGAGAAAUCUGCUGUCAAUGCUAGACGAUCAGAAUUAGAAGCUUCUCGGCUUAAAGAUGAAUUGACUCGAUUAAAAGCAGACCUCUUAGAUUUUAGUGAUGCUAAAAUCAAUCUAAUUAAAUAUGAAGAAAAGAUAGCUGAAUUAACUAAAUCAAAUAAAGAUCUAGAGUGUAUACGUCAAAGUCAAGCGAAUAAAAUAGCUGAGCUAUCAGAAAAGCUGGAAAUACAAACAACAGAUGAAAGUGAUGCUCGUAAUCGACUAGAAGAAGAAUGUAAACACCUGAUGAGUGAAUUACAAUCAAUGAGAAAGACAUUGGAGCAACUUCAACGUUCUGAAAGAGAGCUUUUAGAAUUCAGAGCACUUGUUGGCCGUCUUCUUGGCUUAGACGUUGAACUACUGACAAUACCUAAUUAUGAUAUAAUUAGUCGUUUAGAAAGUAUUAUAACUCAUCAUCAAUUUGUAAAAGACAAUUCCUUGACAUGCAUGCAUGAUAUGCACUCGCCUAGUAGAAAAUCUCGUCCAUUGACCAAGGAGACUGGAUCAUAUCGUUGUAUGACAGCAGAAUACAUGGCUGGACCACACACAGCAAAGACUAGAUCAAAACAAGCUUGGGUUAAUACAAGUGAGGAUUCUUCAAGAAAUUUCAAUUGGUCUAGCUGUGCAGCUAGAGAUUCAUCAGAUAAACGUGGAGAAAAAAGUUGCCUACCAGAAGGUGUAAAACAUGAUCCGAGGAAGUAUUAAUUCUAUGUCAUAUUACUCAUAAUAAGGCAUCUUUGUUAAUGUGAAGCAGUCAGUCUGAUAUCUGUCUUUCCUUCUACCUGUCUGUCUAUC